Messenger RNA from Benincasa hispida (wax gourd), 840 nucleotides. RefSeq lists its product as uncharacterized. Lineage: Eukaryota; Viridiplantae; Streptophyta; Magnoliopsida; Cucurbitales; Cucurbitaceae. The record is from RefSeq and is a predicted model, not a curated record.
UCUACUUCUAUUGUAUCUCUCUCUUCCAUUUUCUCUCUCUAGAGAAACCAUGGCGGUGUUUUCCUCUCACCGCCUUGUUGACUUUCUUCCCAUCCUCCUCUUCUUCCUCAUCGUUACUAUUGUAACUGCAGAUGAUCGAUUUCCAUUUCUUGAUAAAAUCUGCGAAGAAGUGAACUGCGGAAAGGGGAAUUGCACGGCCGACGCUGGAUAUCCGUUCGGAUUCAAAUGCGAAUGUAAUUCUGGCUGGAAGCGAACUCGUGAAGAUGACGACGAUCUCACUUUUCUUCCUUGUGUAAUCCCUAAUUGUUCUCUCAACUAUGGCUGUCAGCCGGCGCCGCCGCCGGUGCCGGAGAAGCCGGUUCCGAAUAACUCGUCUUUCUUCGAUGUUUGCUAUUGGGCUUACUGUGGAGAAGGAAGCUGUGUGAAGAACAGAACUUAUGCACACACAUGUGAAUGCAAAUCUGGCUAUUACAAUCUCCUCAACAUCUCUGCUUUCCCUUGCUAUAGUGAUUGUACAAUUGGAUCCGAUUGUGCAAAGCUUGGAAUUAAAGUUGCAAAUGUGAAUUCUACUGAUAAUGGAAGUGGUCCAGGCACUGGACAAGGAAACUCCAUUCUACCAGAAAAGUUACAUUGGGUGGCUAUAGCAAUUUUAUUUGCCAUGAGCAUGGAGCUUUGAAACUAGCACAUCCUUUACUAUAUAUAAGAUAUUAAAUAAUAAAUAUAAACUGAUAUUCAUUUUGGUUGUCACACUGUUUUUUUGUUUCAUAUAGAUUAUAUUCUUAUAUCUUAUAUUUGGAGUUUGGUACAUAUAAUAAAUAAAUCAUACCUUUAGUCCUUGGA